This is a messenger RNA of Solanum verrucosum, 1089 nucleotides long. Its product is annotated as annexin D4-like. The transcript has 6 exons. Bases 50 to 997 code for a protein of 315 amino acids. Gene Ontology annotation, molecular function: calcium-dependent phospholipid binding; calcium ion binding. Gene Ontology annotation, cellular component: cytoplasm. The record is from RefSeq and is a predicted model, not a curated record. Lineage: Eukaryota; Viridiplantae; Streptophyta; Magnoliopsida; Solanales; Solanaceae.
UUUAUUACACAAAAACUCAAAAACAGAGAAAAAUAACAGAAGAAAAAAAAUGUCAGAGGCUAAUGAAUUUGCAGCUGUAACCAAAGCUUUCUCAGGACUUGGUGUGGAUGAGAAUUUAUUCAUUUCAUCAUUAGGGAGAUGGAAUCGCUAUCAGAGGGAAUCGUACAGAGUAAGCACUCCUGGAUUCUUCAACGAAGACGAACGCCAAUUCCAGAGAUGGAGUGAUCACCAUAUCCUUCAGCUUCGUCAAGAAUUUUUGCGUCUUAAGGAUGCAGUGGUGUUGUACACAAUGCACCCAUGGGAAAGAGAUGCACGUUUGUUUAAAGAGGCGUUGCUAUUGAAAAUACCUCAACAUGAUGUUCUCAUUGAGACUGCUUGCACUCGAUCCUCUGAAGAUCUUUUGGGUGCUAGAAAAGCGUAUCAUUCACUUUUCGAACACUCACUUGAGGAAGACAUUGCUCACCAUAUCAAAGCUCACGAAAGAAAGCUUCUAGUUGCUCUUGUGAGUACCUACCGUUAUGAAGGGCCAAAAGUGAACGACGAUCUAGCAAAAUCUGAGGCUAAGGUGUUUGUGAAUGCACUAAAAGAUGCUAAAAAGAAGAAUCUAAUUGAAGACGAAGAGAUUGUGAGGAUACUCUCAAUCCGAAGCAAGCUCCAUCUUAAGGCCAUCUGUAGCCACUACAAGGAAAUGACAGGCAACUUCUUGGACGAGGAUCUUGAUGGUGACUUGAUCUUGAAACAAGUAGUUCAAUGCCUUUGUUCACCUCAAACAUACUUCAGCAAGAUUUUGAUUGCAUCCUUAAGUUUGGAUGUGGAAGAAUCUGCUAAAGACUCAGUGACUCGAGUCAUAGUUACAAGAGCGGACGAAAAUGAUAUGAAGCUAAUCAAAGAAGAAUUCCAGAGCAAAUAUGGAAGUACCUUGGCUGCAAAAAUUCAAGAAGUUGCUAAUGGAAGCUACAGAGAUUUCUUGCUUACCAUAAUUGCAAAAUCUGACUAAUUAAUUUUGGCCAGAUUUUGUCAUAGCCAAAAUUUUCCAACAUUUCCAUGUUCUCAAAUGCUUUGUUUAAUUUCCCCUUUGGUUUAGUUUGU